AUGAGCCGGCGACAGAAUCCUUCAGAAUUCUUGAAGCAAAUAAUCGGGAAGCCGGUCGUGGUGAAGCUAAAUUCAGGAGUUGAUUACCGUGGGAUCCUCGCUUGCCUUGACGGGUUCAUGAAUAUCGCCCUGGAGCAGACCGAAGAGUACAACAACGGCCAGCUGCAGAACAAGUACGGCGAUGCGUUCAUCCGUGGCAACAAUGUACUGUAUAUUUCUACACUCAAGCGGUAG
Molecule: messenger RNA, 234 nt
Organism: Haemonchus placei
Lineage: Eukaryota; Metazoa; Nematoda; Chromadorea; Rhabditida; Trichostrongylidae
Source: the annotation of a GenBank genome assembly